ACAGUAAACGAGCAAAUGCAGAAAGUGGCCGAGGAGUCCUGUAAAUGUAAUGGCUGGAAAAACCCCAACCCUUCUCCCACUCCCCCGAGAGCGGACCUGCAGCAAAUCAUUGUCAGUCUCACGGAAUCCUGUCGGAGCUGCAGCCAUGCCCUGGCUGCUCAUGUUUCUCACCUGGAAAAUGUGUCCGAGGAAGAAAUGAACCGACUUCUGGGGAUCGUGCUGGAUGUGGAGUAUCUUUUUACCUGUGUCCACAAGGAAGAAGAUGCAGAUACCAAACAAGUUUAUUUCUACCUAUUCAAGCUCUUGAGAAAGUCUAUUUUACAAAGAGGAAAACCUGUGGUUGAAGGUUCUUUGGAGAAGAAACCCCCUUUUGAAAAGCCAAGUAUUGAGCAGGGCGUGAAUAACUUUGUACAGUACAAAUUCAGUCACCUGCCAUCGAAAGAAAGGCAAACCAUAGUCGAGUUGGCGGAAAUGUUCCUGAACCGUAUCAAUUAUUGGCACCUGGAGGCCCCAUCGCAACGAAGGCUGCGAUCUCCCAACGACGACAUUUCUGGUUACAAAGAGAACUACACAAGGUGGCUGUGUUACUGCAACGUGCCACAGUUCUGUGACAGUCUACCUCGGUACGAAACCACCCAGGUAUUUGGAAGAACACUGCUUCGCUCGGUCUUCACUGUGAUGAGGCGACAACUGCUGGAACAAGCAAGACAGGAGAAAGACAAACUGCCCCUGGAAAAACGGACUCUAAUCCUCACCCACUUUCCAAAGUUUCUGUCCAUGUUAGAAGAAGAAGUUUACAGUCAAAACUCUCCCAUCUGGGAUCAGGAUUUUCUGUCAGCCUCUUCCAGAACCAGCCAGCUAGGAAUCCAAACAGUUAUCAGCCCGCCUCCUGUGGCUGGGACGAUUUCAUACAAUUCAAACUCGUCUUCCUUGGAACAGCCAAAUGGAGGGAGUACAAGUCCUGUUUGCAAAGCCUCUUCUGGGCUUGAGGCAAGCCCAGGAGAAAAAAGGAAAAUGAAUGACUCCCAUGUUGUGGAGGAGGCCAAGAAACCCCGAGUUAUGGGGGAUAUUCCGAUGGAAUUAAUCAACGAGGUUAUGUCUACCAUCACAGACCCUGCAGCCAUGCUGGGACCAGAGACCAAUUUUCUGUCAGCACAUUCGGCCAGGGACGAGGCGGCCAGGCUGGAGGAGCGCAGGGGUGUCAUUGAGUUUCACGUGGUCGGCAAUUCUCUGAGCCAGAAACCCAACAAGCAGAUCCUGAUGUGGCUGGUCGGCCUCCAGAACGUAUUCUCCCACCAGCUGCCCCGGAUGCCCAAGGAGUACAUUACCCGGCUCGUUUUUGAUCCGAAACACAGAACCCUUGCUUUAAUUAAAGAUGGCCGUGUUAUUGGUGGUAUCUGUUUCCGCAUGUUCCCAUCCCAAGGAUUCACAGAGAUUGUUUUCUGUGCUGUUACCUCAAAUGAACAAGUCAAGGGCUAUGGGACGCACCUGAUGAAUCAUUUGAAAGAAUAUCACAUCAAACACGACAUCCGGAACUUCCUCACGUACGCGGAUGAAUAUGCAAUCGGGUACUUCAAGAAACAGGGUUUCUCCAAAGAAAUUAAAAUACCUAAAACCAAAUAUGUCGGCUACAUCAAGGACUAUGAAGGAGCCACUCUGAUGGGAUGUGAGCUGAAUCCACGGAUCCCGUACACGGAAUUUUCUGUCAUCAUUAAAAAGCAGAAGGAGAUCAUUAAGAAGCUGAUAGAAAGAAAACAAGCUCAGAUUCGAAAAGUCUACCCUGGGCUUUCCUGUUUUAAAGAUGGAGUUCGGCAGAUUCCUAUAGAAAGCAUUCCUGGAAUUCGAGAAACAGGCUGGAAAUCGAGUGGAAAAGAGAGAAGCAAAGAGCCCAAAGACCCUGACCAGCUUUACAGCACACUCAAGAGCAUCCUCCAGCAGGUGAAGAGCCAUCAAAGCGCUUGGCCCUUCAUGGAACCAGUGAAGAGAACAGAAGCUCCGGGAUAUUAUGAAGUUAUAAGGUUCCCCAUGGAUCUGAAAACCAUGA
Tupaia belangeri chinensis (Chinese tree shrew) is the source of this 2044-nucleotide messenger RNA. RefSeq names its product lysine acetyltransferase 2B (gene KAT2B). Gene Ontology annotation, biological process: positive regulation of transcription by RNA polymerase II; chromatin remodeling. The transcript has 18 exons. The record is from RefSeq and is a predicted model, not a curated record. Gene Ontology annotation, cellular component: nucleus; ATAC complex. Gene Ontology annotation, molecular function: protein binding; histone H3 acetyltransferase activity. Lineage: Eukaryota; Metazoa; Chordata; Mammalia; Scandentia; Tupaiidae. The annotation marks the transcript as partial.